This is a messenger RNA of Aethina tumida (small hive beetle), 6156 nucleotides long. It is a transcript of the gene cyst, whose product is annotated as rho guanine nucleotide exchange factor 18. The record is from RefSeq and is a predicted model, not a curated record. Gene Ontology annotation, biological process: regulation of Rho protein signal transduction. The transcript is spliced from 26 exons. Gene Ontology annotation, molecular function: guanyl-nucleotide exchange factor activity. Bases 88 to 4575 code for a protein of 1495 amino acids. NCBI's taxonomy places the organism in Eukaryota, Metazoa, Arthropoda, Insecta, Coleoptera, Nitidulidae.
GACUGACUAUACAGGUAAAAGCACGAUCCGUGGGUAAAAGUGUUGUAGGUGUUCUGGUGCAAAGUUAGGUUAGGAACGAUAAAAAUAAUGGAGAAGUUAGUGGAACAACAACUUUUGCUUCCUGUUUCUUCCGAUGAAUGUGGUGAAAGCGGAUCGGGCGAGGGUGAAGCGGACAGCGAGGAGGACGUGAUCACCGACUACCCGGUGGGCGGAGGCGGCGAGCCAGCGCCGCCCGUCGGACCGAUAGGGGGGGCGGCGGCCCGAGGCGGCGCUGCGCCCUCGGCCACUGCGACGACGACCGCGGCGGCCGCAGCCGCUGACAUGCUGCCGCGACCGGGCGGUGGGGGCGGCGGACCGGCGCCGCUGCCCACCAUCAGCGUGACGCCCCACUCGCCCGCCAACAAGACCUAUCCGGUGCUCGAGGACAGCCUGCAGCAGGUGAGGGAUCUGCACGAGACCGUGCAGCACAUGAGGAACGUCACCGUGCACAAUUUGAACUUUUUUGUGGAUUACAAUUUCUAUGCAUAUGCACCAAACUCGAGGGAUUUUGCGGCGUUCGCCCUCAACCCGUUGCUGGCACAGGUCGCACGGCUCAGCGCAAGCUGUCCAGUCCUUAACGAGGCACCCCUGGACAGCGAGAUACUCGGCGGCUCGUUGGGGUCCUCGCCCCUUCAUCAGCCGCCAAGCAGAAAAGGCAGCGGUGCCCAAGAUUGGUUGUGCCAGCCGGAAACCCAAAGGAGGAGGUCCUGGACCGCAUUGGAGGACCUGACCGGCAACAAGGACAAAGUGAUGAAGCACACACGUCAAAGGAGGACGUUUUGCAGUAUAUCGCUGAGCAGCAUGGAAUCCGAAGCUGACGAGUCCUCGCUCAUAGACAACGUGGACGGCAGCACCGUCAGGCUGUUGGGACCCGAUGCUCCCAUCGUGGUACGACAUCGUGGCACCCGGGGCUCAGGCGGAGGGGCCAGCACCCAUUCACUCAACGAGGCCGACCUCCAGAAUGACUUCAACAAAAUUAAGGCGAAACGUGAGGCCGAACAACUCAGGUUGCUUCCACAGAGGCUUCCGUUACAGAAGUCGAUUUCGACGCCUUCGAUCAUCGCAGUCAGAGAUUUGGCACCGGAGCCUGUGGGGGCUCAACCGACGGUACCUAUCUUGGUGUGUAGGGGCCGACCCAGUGGAACGGAAAGCGAAACCGAAGAGGAGGGUAGCCGUUCCGGCCACACGGACCAUUCCAUCGCGCACCUGCACCACGACAUUCGUCACUCUGAAAAGCGACGGAAGCGAGGAAGCCUUUUCUUCAGAAAAAAGAAGGAUAAAAACAAGAAAAUCUCUCAUCAGUGGGUGUCGGCCAGUUAUGGUUCCACACAAAUUUGUGAUGUUUGUAACAAACAUCUAAGCAAUAAGCCUGCCCUUUAUUGUGAAUCUUGUGGCACGACUGUACAUCAAAACACGUGUAAAGACAAUAUAUUAGAAUGUAUCAAGCACAAAAGUUCAAAGAAUGCUGCAAAAAUGUCUGGAUUCGCUGCACCCCUUACGAACGCCAAAAACAUGUCCAAACGAGGUUCAGGAUCGUUGGGCUCGCAAACAACGUCUAACAGCCAAAUACUAUGUGAUGACAAAGAUACAGACUCCCACCACGGACACCACGAUGCCACAAACUUUUCGGAUGACGUGCCUCUUGUCCCGUUGGAGUUUUUGUCGGAUUCACCUCUGACAGCCACCGAGCUCUGUUCAGACUUUAGUUUAGGGUUGCACGAGACAGAGCCGGACUCCUGGACGCCCCACGUGGGCAAAGAGAUUGCCCGCAAAUUGAAAGAAAAGGAAGUCAAGAGGCAGGAGCACAUAUACGAGUUCAUACUCACCGAAAAGCAUCAUUGUAUGACGUUGCUGGUGAUGCAAAAGGUUUUCGUUGAUGGACUACAAAAGUACUUUCAACUGGGUCCGAGUUUGGAAAGGAUGUUUCCAAGGCUGAUGGAUCUAACCGAAUUGCAUUUGGGUUUGUUGUCCAAAUUGAGGCAAAGGCAGAGGGAAAAGCCGGUCGUCACGUCUAUUGCGGACAUCCUGUUGGAGGCGUUUUCCAACACCCAUGCGGCUAAAUUAAAAUCCGCCUAUGGUGAAUUCUGCAGUCGACACAGGGACGCCGUGGAAACUUAUAAGUACUACCUUCAAAACGACGCCAGAUUUGGUGAGUUCGUCCGUCACUGUCAGACGAAUCCGUUGCUUAAAAAGAAGGGUAUACCCGAGUGCAUCUUAUUCGUAACUCAACGUCUGACCAAGUAUCCACUGCUGAUCGAACCGCUCAUCAAGACCAGCAAGGAGAACCGCCAGGAACAAGAGGCUUUACAAAAGGCGCUGACCUUGGUGAAAGAGAUACUUGUCGAGGUGGACGCUCAGGUGGCUGAAAAGGAGAAGGAAGACAGAAAGUUGGAAAUCUACAAUAAGAUCGAUGCCAAAUCGUAUACCGUGCAUCGCGGUCACAAAUUCAAGAAGUCGGACAUCCUGCAAGGCAACCGGUCCCUUAGAUUCGAAGGCGUGGCGAUGUUGAUGCAGGGCAGGGGCAAAAUGCAGGUGGUGCUCGUUAUCGUUCUGUCGGACGUGUUAUUUUUUCUACAGGAAAAUUCUCAGAAGUACUCGUUUUUCACUCCAGACAAUAAGGCUGGCGUAGUAUCACUGCAGAAACUUUUAGUGAGAGAAAAAGCAGGACAGGAUUCCAGGGGAAUCUACUUAAUUUCUUCAAAUCCCGCCGAUCCUGAAAUGUUUGAACUGAAGGUGCAUAAACCAAAGGAUAAGCAAGUUUGGAUACAAGCAAUAAGAGAAGCUGUUCAGUCAUGUCCUGAAGAUGAUGAGGACAGCAUAGCGUUAAGCUCCGAGGAACGACAGACUAUCAUAAAUGCCAAACAGAAUCAAGUACGACAUCUCGUAGAUGCAGAUAUGGACAUUGAAGGUUUACUAAGGCAAAAGGAUGUCGAACAGGCAUUGCUGUUGGAGGAGAAGAUGUCGUUGCAGUUGCGUUUAUUGGCGGCUGCGGGCUUGGAUCAUCCCCCAUCACCGCCCUCCUAUCGGCAUUUAGUCAGCGAAAACGCCGACACAGGACAAAUGUGGAAGGAGGUACUCACCGCUGUACAAGAGGUUAGUCAGCUGGCUAGUUCUCUCUACACGACGGGUACAAAUCUGUCGCGGAGCGUCAGUUCCGCAGGAGAGCACCAGAGUGACGCUUACGUGUCUCCGAUCCUGCCGAAACGGGCGGAAACAUUCGGCGGCUUCGACAACUGCAAUCAGGGCCCUCUGAAAUUGCUAGGCAAAAAACUACAAUCAUCCGGUACACCAACUGGAACGCCAGACUUGGACAACAUCAAGCCUGGGGAUUCGAGACUAUUUGAACGGCUGCCUUAUAGGAACUGUGUGAUAAGUGGAGGGCCUUUAACCAAUGGCAAUACCAUAAACAACACUGAUGUGUCACAGCAACACUUAAAUUUGGCAGCUGACGGUGCGUCGGGUGCUGCUUUGCUGACUUUGGGCCGAGAGCAACAAUAUGCCGCCAUACAGUUAUCUCAUUAUGUGUACACACUUCUGUGUAUUAUAUCACAACUGAUGACGACAAACGAAAAUUUACAAGCGCAAAUAGUGACGUUGAGGGGAGGGGCAGAUUCGAAGCAGUACAGACAUAAUCAGCAAUUGGAGGAAUUGAGAAACUUGCAGGACAAGCUCAGCGGUGAGAAGGCCGCAUGGGCUGCUACCAGAGAACAGGAGGCUAAAGAUCUCGAGGAGAAAAGGGCUGAAAUACACAGACUUGAGGAACAACUGAGGGCGGAACAAAAAGACAUCACCCAACAACGUGAACAAUUGUAUAGGAAAAUGGAGGUAUUGACCAGUCAGGGACUACUGAUCUCUCCUAACACCGCCAUUCCUGUUACUGGUCAGUUGGAGGAUAGUAGCAAGGACAGUUCUGAGGAAAGUAGUCCACAAUCGGACACUUCAUCGGCCGCCUCCGCCGUCAGCGCCAGCUCGUUGUCACAUUCGAUGUCGACAGCAGAAAGGCGGAAAGACCCCAAAUGGGCAAAAGGCAGCAUGUCCAAGUUACCAUUAAAUCUGAUCAGCACCACAAAUCAGCAGAAGGUGACGCAACCUGUCAAGCAGCAGAUACCGUUGAAGCUGGCAUCACGACUAAGCUCAGGCGCGAUGAGCACCACUAACGUUGUUUCUUCUGCCGUAGCAGGCGGCGGCGGCACUCAGCAAAUGCUCCCCCUGAAAUUGAGCCAGGACGAGAAGGUUCGCAGGACGAGCACCAGUGGCUAUCAACGGCUCGGGUCGGACAGUUUCAGUCCACCAUCUGGGGAUACCACACCCACCAUGUCGCACUCGCACAGUCGCACCGGCUCCAGUCCGGCGAUGAUGCAGGCGUCGCCGCCAAACUCGGCGCCCCCGACCACGAUGACGGGGGCCGCCCAGUGCAGAAGCCCGCCGGGCGCCAAGGCCACCCGCACACACACUUACCCCAAGCUGCCGGACAAGUUCAAGGUGCGGGGUGCGGAGCAACAGCCUCCGGCUGACGAGGAAGUAAUAUACUUCUGACGCAAGACCCUGGGCUGCUUUAUACGUUCGAUGAUCCACUCCAAAGUCUAAUGAUGCGUAUUUAGGGAUCUGUUCUAGUUUUCCGUUUGCGUUUUCAAGGGGGUUAUUUUUGCAGGAUGUUUCGUUUCGAUGUGAAGCGAGAUAUUGCUCAUUUUUGGGGUUGGGGACUUGUGUAAUUGUACGCUUUGUUUUAAAUUAUAUUGUGAUGGGCGAUAUUCAGACUUAAUUGUUCAACGCGAUUAUUUAUUGUUUUCUUUAUAUUCGAAUACUCAUAUUUUACAGAUGAAUAUGCCAACGAAUUAUUUAAAAUAUUUAUUACCCAACCCUUAAAAGUUGAAUCAUAAAAACUAUAAUAUAUAAUGGGUUUGUACUAUACAAAUUUACACUAAGGACAAAAAUGUAUUGUUUUUAUAUUUAUUAUGUCUGUUAUAGCUUCUUAAACUCUCUGGCUUAAUUUUGAACAAUGGAAUUAAUAUAUAUUACUAUCCGAGAAGUAACAGUCCGCAAAUGUGAAAUGUAUAAAGUUUCUAACCUGUGAUUGUUCUAUUUUAUCACAUUCUGUGAAUACAAUUAUUAGAGGAUACCUGUGUUUUAAAAAUAAGCAACUGUGUGCGAAUUAUUCUGAAGAAAACAAUUUUUUUCUUUCGUCUUCCUAUAUUAUAUACAUACUUAUAUAUAAAUAAAUAAAUCAGUAUUCUUACAUAAUGUACUCAAAUCUUGUGACAAUACAAUAUAGUUAGAUAUUAUUUCGUCAUUUUAGAAAAAAUCAAGUAGCUCUAUACAAUUCGUUUAAAUCAUUUUUGUAUAUAAUUAAAUAUAAUAAAUAUAGUUGUAUAUGUUCAUACAAAGUAAUUCAUUUGUUAAUGGCGUUGUCUCCCCAAUAAUUCUUAAAAGACACUGAAAUACUACUUAUAAGUAUAUUUAAUGGAAAGAUAAUAAUUAAUAAACCACAAAGCUAUGAGAAUAUAAAAUAUUCUUUUUACAGUGAAUACUUUGUAUGAGCAUAUUUAUAAAGGUUAAUCCAAAAAUAUACACUGUUGUUAUUAAUUGUUAAUAGUUGUUUAUAGAAGUGUUCCUGACAAAAUAUACAUAGCUAUACAGAGUUGAAUACUACCUAUGAUAAUAAUACAUUGGCUAAUUGUUGAGAUGGUGAUAAAAUGUGGCAGAAAAUGUUAAACGUAAGUUCAAUUUUAAAUUCUGAUUCAAAACUGUAGAAAUUUUAUUGGAUUUUAGGCGAUUGUUGCUUUAGUCUCUCUGUAUAAUUGUGAUUUUGUUGGGAAUGUAAGAAUGGCCUACUAUUUUUGUCUCUUCAGGAUUUAUAAGUAGUUCAAAUGAAAUAUUUUUAUAAGAUCUAUUUGUCUAACUUUCAAACCAAAAUUUAUUGUAAUCUUUCAUAGGUGUAGUUUUUAAAGAGCAAAAUUAGGAGUCUGAUUUGUACAAUAUCGAAUAUGUACAUUUUUUGGAACUAUUUAUAAAAAAUAUACUAUAAUUCAAGAACGUAAAAUGAAAUUGAGUUCUUACGAUCAACAAUACAUGACUUUGGCUAUAAAAAUAUUAAUAAAGUGGGUGACAUUUAAAAAA